Messenger RNA from Australozyma saopauloensis, 1203 nucleotides. RefSeq names its product proteasome regulatory particle lid subunit (gene RPN7). Gene Ontology annotation, biological process: proteasome-mediated ubiquitin-dependent protein catabolic process. The record is from RefSeq and is a predicted model, not a curated record. Bases 1 to 1203 code for a protein of 400 amino acids. NCBI's taxonomy places the organism in Eukaryota, Fungi, Ascomycota, Pichiomycetes, Serinales, Metschnikowiaceae. The transcript has a single exon. Gene Ontology annotation, cellular component: proteasome regulatory particle.
AUGAGCGACUUCGAAUCAGACAUUCCCAAUAUUCCUGACCAUAACUUGUCGCAGAAGCAAUUUGCCUUGCGCCACUCGUCGGAGAAUGAGCGUGCUCAGAUAAUUGACGACAUAAAGCAGGCAAUUCAGGCUGAAAGCAUGGGACCUUACUACAAGUACUUAACAACAGAGUUACCUCAAUUUUUCCCAUACGACGAUGCCUUCUAUCAAGCUUUGACUAAAGAAAAUGAUGAAAAACUCGCACAAUUACAAAAAAAUGUCUCUGAGGCGGAAAACGACGAGGAGUCCGAGCUCGACGUCAACGCCACGCUCACCUCUCUUGCUGAAUACUACACUCGUAUUAUUGACCGCAAGAAUGCCACUGAAACUUACAAGAAGUUGUUGCUGUUGACACAAAACACAGGCGCUAAAAUUGACAUAUUGCUCUCGCUAGCUCGUAUCGACUUCUUCUUUUUAGACUACCACAAAGUGUCCAAACACUUAACAGAGGUUGAAAGCUUGGUUGAGAAGGGAGGCGACUGGGAACGCCGUAAUAGACAUAAGACAUACCAAGGUGUGUAUCUAAUGGCCACCCGUAAGUUCUCAGAGGCUUCUAAGUUCUUAAUAGACAGUUUGGCCACUUUUACAUCCACAGAAUUGUGCUCGUAUGAGCAAGUCGCUCAAUAUGCCAUCAUAUGUGGAGUCUUGAGCUUGGAUCGGGUUGACUUGAAGGCAAAGAUUGUGGACCUGCCAGAGAUUUUGGCGAUUUAUUCCAGUGCGAAGUCGCUUGAGCCUUUGAUCAGUUUGACCAACUCGUUGUACACAUGCCAAUACAAUUGUUUCUUCCAAUUCUUGUUGGAGAGCAACGACUACUGCUUGAAAAAAGACAAAUACCUCAAUGCCCACGCUAAUUACUUUAUGCGUGAAUUGAGAUGCAAGGCAUAUGCCCAAUUGUUGGAGAGUUACAAGUCGUUGUCAUUGAAGUCAAUGGCACGCAACUUCAAUGUCAGCGAAGAAUUUUUGGAUGAAGACUUAUGUCAUUUUAUUCCAAACAAUAAGAUAAAUUGUACUAUUGAUAAGGUGAAUGGCAUUAUCGAGACAAACAGACCAGACAACAAGAAUAGUCAAUACCACCUUUUGAUCAAGCAGGGUGAUGCUUUGUUGACUAAAUUGCAAAAGUAUGGGGCUGCUGUUAAGUUAAGUGGUACCGAGAGAGUCGCCUAA